Molecule: messenger RNA, 1171 nt
Organism: Vicia villosa (hairy vetch)
Lineage: Eukaryota; Viridiplantae; Streptophyta; Magnoliopsida; Fabales; Fabaceae
Exons: 2
Coding region: 11-883 (290 amino acids)
Molecular function (GO): S-adenosylmethionine-dependent methyltransferase activity
Source: RefSeq, a predicted model, not a curated record
UUUAGUGCAAAUGCAUUGGGCAGGGAAGACGCAAAAAUUUUAUUUGAUCUAUAUAUUACCAUUAGGAAAAUUCAUAUUCAUAUACAAGAGAAGAAAUAUGGCAGAACAUUAUAUGAACCAGGGAAAGGAAUAUGCAGAUGCAAGGCCAGAUUAUCCACCACAACUCUUCCAAUUCAUAGCUUCUAAAACUCUUUCACACAACCUGGCCUGGGACGUCGCCACUGGAACCGGUCAAGCUGCUAAAUCUUUAAGUACUUUUUACAAGAAUGUGAUUGCUACAGAUGCAAGUGAGAAACAACUUGAAUUUGCAGCCAAACUUCCUAACAUACGGUACCAACACACUCCAUCAACCAUGUCCAUGACUGAGCUUGAACAAAUGGUGUCAUCUCAAGGAACCAUAGACCUUGUCACCAUUGCUCAAGCCCUUCACUGGUUUGACCUCUCAAGUUUCUACAAACAAGUCAAUUGGGUUCUCAAGAAACCUCAUGGUGUCUUUGCUUGUUGGUGUUACACUUCACCAAGAGUUAAUGACGCAGUUGAUGCUAUGCUCAAUAACAUAUAUUCUCUUGCUUCAAAACCUUCUCGCGAUCCAAGAUGCGAGUUACUUGAGGAUCAUUAUAGUAGCGUUGAUUUUCCAUUUGAUCCUGUGGAAGGAGUUGAUCAUACGGGACCGUUCGAGUUUGAGGGUGAGACUGUGAUGGAUGUUGAUGAUUUCUUGAAUUAUAUAAGAUCAAGAUCAGCUUAUCAGGCAUUAAAGAAGAAAGGGGUUGAGCUUCUUAAGGAUGAUGUUGUUGAAAAAUUCAAACUUGCUUGGGGAGAUGAUGGUCAAAAGACUGCUAAGUUUGAAGUAUAUUUGAGAAUUGGAAAAGUAAGGGAUGUUUGAAAAUAUGCAAGGGAUUAAGUACUCUGCCGCAGCAUGUUCUUCAAUAAUAAAUUUGUUAGAAAAUUAUAUUGUUUACUUACUUCUUGCCUUAGUAUUGUAAGUUUGUAACUCAUGUUUCGGUCACUCUAUUUUGUCCAUUUUCAGAAUAAGAUUAGAGCUCUUAUUUUGGCUCUCAAACAUCAUAGUUGGAGAAGGUGAUGCUGUUGUGUAUGUGGCUUAGUCAAAUUUGCCAUCACGUUUAGUUUUGAAAAGAAAUUAACAAUGAAAAUAAAAUAUAGAUUCCAAACA